GAGCAGGAGGCCUGGCCCAGCAGACCAUCCCUUGAGCCACAGGGCGUGGGGCGCAGACUCGAGAGCCAUGGUCUUCUUCCCGCUGAUCCCGCAGCUGCUGCAUAAGCGUGUGGUGAUGGCCCGCACUGCCCCGCGCCACCUCAAUCUCCUAAGAAAUGCGGGGCCCAGGUUCCAGGUGGUUCCUUCCAGGUUCAAAGGGCAGCUCAGUAAAGCCUCGUUCCCCACCCCUUACGCAUACGCCAUGGAAACGGCCAAGCAGAAGACUCUGGAGGUGGCCAGGAGGAUGCACCAGAAGCACGGGAAGGACGCGAAGGAUGCAGACUGCACAGCCACCGUGGAGAGCCUGCCCCCGACUGCCAUUGUGAAGAUGAUAUACGGCCUCAAAGUGUCCCAGGUCCUCUUCACAGCUUGCAAGAUGAAGGUGUUCGACUUACUGAGAGAUGAAGGCCCCCUGCGUGCGGAGGACAUUGCCAGGAAAACCGGUGCCUCAGAGAUAGGAACUGGACAGCUGCUGGACGCCUGUGUAGCCCUGGGACUGCUGGACAAGACGGAGAGAGGUAAGGGGACCGGGAGGAGUUUCUCGGAGAGUCACAGAGGCAGAAGCAAGUCACCGAGGGAACGGGGUCUGGGAGCAGAGGCAGGGUCGCCCGGACCCACUGUCCCUUUGUCCUCAGAGCCGGGCCGCUCCCCAGACGGUGGGACAGAGGAUGGGGGGGAGAAAGGAGAAGGCGUGUCUGGGUGUCAGCACACGCGCACGUGAGGAGAAUGCCUCCUUAUGUGUCUGGUCUCGGGGGGCCGUCUCGGUCAGGGGUCUCCACAGACACAGAACAAACCAGACAUUUCCCUGUGCACGACACAGACAGUGGUAUCUGGACGGACAGAUGAGAGGGAGGAGGAGAGAUGGUAGAUAGGUUGAUGGAUGGACAGAGGGACACAGUGGACGGGCGGAUGGAUGCGUGGUGCGUGGGUGGAUGAUGGAUGGAUGGAUAGAGAGGGUGUUGAG
This is a messenger RNA of Artibeus jamaicensis (Jamaican fruit-eating bat), 1003 nucleotides long. RefSeq names its product probable bifunctional dTTP/UTP pyrophosphatase/methyltransferase protein. NCBI's taxonomy places the organism in Eukaryota, Metazoa, Chordata, Mammalia, Chiroptera, Phyllostomidae. The coding region runs from base 68 to 760 and encodes 230 amino acids. The transcript has 4 exons. The record is from RefSeq and is a predicted model, not a curated record. Gene Ontology annotation, molecular function: nucleoside triphosphate diphosphatase activity.